AAAUCUUCAAAUAAUCGUUUAUAACUUAAUUUAUAGCCAAAAUCAAAAUUAUUCAAAUACAUAUACAUGUAUAUGUACGCAGUUGCAGUGUGUUGAUAACAACUAUACGUGUAGUUUUAUUUGGAUUAGAAUGUUACACAAGGCCAAUAAAAAGUGGUUUUAUUCUUGGGCUUUGUUUAAGGAAAUGUGAUUAUUAUUUAUAUUUCCUUAUUUAUUAAUAUUUUUCAUAACACGAGCUAGGCAAAGGAGAUUUUAAUGUUAAAAGGAUACGAAUCCGGUUUUUUUUAUGAAUGAGGCGGAAAAGUUCAAGGGCUGCAUAUAUCUAUUUGAAAGCAAGCAUGGGAGAAAUUAUUGGAUCUAUAUCAGACGUAGUUUACCGUGGAAUCCGCGACCUGUGGGAACAAGAUGCAUGUACGGACUUUGAAAUCGAAACCGCUGGAAAGACGUUUCGCUGUCACAAAGUCGUUUUGGCAGCCGUGUCCGACUACUUUAGAGCAAUGUUCAAUUCUGGAAUGAAAGAGACUGAACUGAAUAAAGCAAAGUUUGAAGAUAUAAGUACAGACACUUUUGAAACCCUUUUCUCUUUGAUUUACUCACAAAAUCACAUUGAAGACGACCACUUGAAGCAAAAGUCUGAGGAGGAAAUGACCGAACUUCUCAACGUUGCUGGACGUUUGCAGAUCAGUUUCCUAAAGGACAUUUGCAUUAAUCAUUUUGAGUCGACGAUGUCAACAAAUAAUUGUGUGGAGCGUUGGAAGGCUGGCCAACUAUUUCUCUGUGACGAUGUGAGAGAAUUUGCGUGGGAAUACAUUUUGGAACAUUUCGACGAAAUUGCCAACGAUGACAUUCUCAUGACGCUUGAGUUUGAAGAUAUUCUGAAGAUUAUCAGUGAUGAAAAAUUAAAAGUAUCGAAUGAAGAAACUGUUUGGAGAACAAUCAAGAAAUGGGUCAACACUGAGUUGGAUAAACGGCUGGAACACUUUGUUUCACUUCUGAGGGAAUGCCGUCUCGUUGCAAUCGAUAAAAACUAUCUGACGGAUAAGAUCGUGUUCGACCACUUAGUUCGAAAAAAUGACGAGGCGUCAGAUAUGGUCCGCGACGCCGUGCGGUAUAAUUGUCAUCCCAGUCUUCAUGGUAACGUGGAAUUGAAGUUUAGGGCAUGUCAGAAAAAGAAAAUAUCCACGGUCGUUUUACAGAAGAAUAUCGAUAACAUUAAAGAAACCCCUGAAACGAAAUUUAUGCCUAGGGUAAAAGAUUUACCCAAAAUACAAGUGAAGUGUAUACAAUCAGUGUACUCGCCUUGGUCUACCUGGCCGAUACUAACCACAGUGGAGGACAAUAUUGCAUGUUGCACUCACGGGAAUUCCGUCUACGUCACCGGAGGGAGAAAGGGAUCGUUAAAGGAAUUCAAAACUUCUAAAAUGAAAUGGGUCUCUCGUAGCGACAUGGUAGCGCCGCUUACAGGACACACUAUGGUUGCCACUGAUGGGUAUCUGUACGUGAUUGGCGGAAGAUCGGGGUAUGACCCGAACGCGAACGUUUACGUUUGGUCCGUUGAGGAUCGCGGAGAAUGGAGAAUAGACGGGGAUAUUAUGGCCCCUGUCAUUGGAGCUUCUUCAGUGGCUCUCGAUGAUAAGAUUUACAUCUUUGGAGGUGAACUUGGACGACAGCCAGCGGAUUGUGUACAACUGUAUGACACGAAGACAAACUCUGGAACUAUUUUUUGCAAUCUUCCUGCACCUUGUCAGUGGUCGCGGGCAUUGUGCAGGGGAACCGAUGCCUACAUAGUCUCGUCAUGUGGAGAUGUCGUUACGGUGGAUAUCGAAGAAUGUACGAGCAAACAUAUUGCAUCAAUCCCAGAUUUUGAUCGUAAAAAUUUUGGAGUCGUUUUGAAACAAGGGAAAAUGCAUAUUUUUGGCGGGAAAGAUCUUAGCGAUACAAAGCAACUUUUGGCUACUUCCCUUCCUCUGAAAGAGCCAAUGAACUCCGACUCUGAAGAUGAAACACCUGUAUUUGCCAAAAGUUUGAAGGAGAUAAACAUGACUGAGAAGACUGCAGUUAGUGACGUUUACAUCAUCGACGUAAACUCUGGAGAAGUCAAGAAUGGCGCCGCUCUUCCAGUACCAGUUGAAGUUCUGGGUUGUGUGAAUGUAAUCCACAGCGUUGCAUUGGACUGAACUAAAUUGUUGGUGGGGUCCGCCUAAGGUUCGUACAGGCGUGACACCACUUCAUGGUUACUAGUAUGACAUUAAUCUUUGCACGCCAAGUGACGACAACUUAUAUAUUCAUGAGUUAAAGGAAUAGCCAAUGCGUUAAAUUUGUUUGGUACAGGGCAAUAAAAAAACGCCCCAAUACUAAGUUGUAUAUAUUUGCCUAUAUUUGCAGGAUACAGUAAUGAAUAUGUAUUCAAAAUAUCACUGUAAUAGACACUUUGUAAUAUAGGCAUCUUUGUGGCAUAAAUAUUAUUGUCAGUGUACUGCAUCAACUACCCGAUUUAUCAAUAAAAUCACCGUUUAAAGUUCUAACAUCGUUUUUAGAAGUGUAUAUCUGAGAAAAGUGUCUUAAAAUGUUGCAUAAUUUUUGUGAAUCAUUGUCCUUUUCUCUGCAUGCAUAAUAUUUUUGCUUCAUAAAAUAUGAUUUAAUUUAAUCAGUCACAUAUAUAUUGUGUGUGUUUGCACGAAAUCUUACGGAUGUGUUAUAUCAUUAUUCUUAACAAAUUACUAUAAUAUAUACUUCUAUUUUAUAAAAUAUGGUAGUAGACCCUGCAAAAUGCAAAAAUAUCCUUACAUUGUCUCCGUAUUGAUCAACAAAAUUCUGUGUAUGUUUUUAUCAAUGGCGGUCGUUAAAAGCUUGGUGCCACAACGGAUAGCUAAAUUGAACUCGCUAGCAAAUUAUAUUGAUUUAAAAUAUAUUUUCAUAAUCUAAAUAAUGAAGUGAAUGAUAAAUAUAAUAAAAAAUACAAGAAUUGAUCGGCAUUCAAGACAGGUCUACUUUCGUUUCCCUAUAAAUCUAUGAGUCAGAUUAUCAAUUGUAUGAUAACUAAAUUUUAAAACAUUCCAGAGGUUGUUUUCUUAAAAUUGGGAAUAAGAUACCUGUUGCAAUUAAGAAAAGUAAGUUUCAUUUCAUGUUGUUUUUAUUAGUUGGCAUGCAUUUGUUACGGAAUUCAUUUUUUCUUAACAAACUGUAUAGUCAGCGUUGUUGUGUUUUUUCCUGAUUUUUUAAUAUUAUAUGAUAUAGAAUUGAUUGAUUAGUAAAUUUCAACUCAAAAGAAUAAAUAUAAUAUAUGUAAUAUUACUGGCAAUGAAUUGAAAAUAAUUAAUUAUAUAUGUGUAUUCAAUGAAAUAAACAACUUAGAAUGGAU
Molecule: messenger RNA, 3361 nt
Organism: Mya arenaria
Lineage: Eukaryota; Metazoa; Mollusca; Bivalvia; Myida; Myidae
Product: kelch-like protein 25
Exons: 2
Coding region: 291-2177 (628 amino acids)
Molecular function (GO): protein binding
Source: RefSeq, a predicted model, not a curated record